Messenger RNA from Aspergillus bombycis, 1338 nucleotides. RefSeq lists its product as uncharacterized. The record is from RefSeq and is a predicted model, not a curated record. The transcript has a single exon. NCBI's taxonomy places the organism in Eukaryota, Fungi, Ascomycota, Eurotiomycetes, Eurotiales, Aspergillaceae. The coding region runs from base 1 to 1338 and encodes 445 amino acids.
AUGCUUUCACCGAACUCUCUCGCUGUCCCAAGACAGGCUCCUCCAGUGAGACCAUCUCGAUCACUCGAGGGACUAGAGAAAGUCGUGCCUCCACAUCCACCUCAGCCUGCUGCUCGGUCAGCACUUCGUUUGGAUAAGCCUCUCCCCGAGCUGCCUGCGAAACCACUACCCGAUACACCCUCGAUGGAGAGUUCAACGGGAUGGAGCGACGACAGCAGCACAGAUGUCAGCUUUGAAACUCGUCGUACAUCUGAUGCGUCAUCAGAAGGCUACCCAGUUUGUGUUCGUUCACCCUCGGAUAAUCUGGACGAAUUCGUCGAACAUUCUCCUAUCUCUAGUAUAGAUCGCUCUUCCCCCGUGAAGCCUUAUAACAAACCAGAACCAUCGCCUCUGAUGCUCACCACAUUGUGUGAUGAUAAUCACCGCCAUCGGCCUUUACCGACGGCAACUCGUGCCGUUCCUAAUCAUUAUUUUAGAGAGAAAAAGUGGGAGUUCUUUCCAGAGCUUGCGAUGCCAUCAGAACUGCCACCUGGGUAUCCCAAGUUUCCACCUGCGCCUCGGAAGCAGAACAGCAGUCGGCUGAACCUAGCAGCGUUCGACUUUACGAAGAUAAGUCCCCGCUGUACUUCGCCUGACAAGCGAGCACUUGCCCAUGAUGUACGCAAAUCUAUCCGCUCCUAUGUACAACGAAGGCUAUCCAAGAACUCCAUUGAUAAGACCAAGCCCAAGCGACGAUCACGAGCGUCGACAGCUCCCUCUGAGUUUCCUGAAGAAUAUCGAUGCUCCCGGAAGACUUCUUCGAGCAACUACUCUAACUAUUCUGAUCGUGGAAGCACAGGGCCGCAGCAGAACUUUCUCUACCUCUCUGCCGACCUGAAGCGGCUCUCGAUGAGCAGCAGUUCAAGUGAGGACGAAAGUGACAGAACAGUGAACUCGAUAACACCCUAUCAGAAGAAACAGCCAGUCGUUCGCAUUUCAGCUUACCAAAGGUAUGGACCAGCCACGCGGGAGAAGCCCGGACGUGAAAAGAGGAUCAGUUAUCGGCAAAAGGGCAAUGUAAGAUUUCCGAAAUAUCGGAAACAACCCACAACCUUUCGGUAUGAAACAUCUUCGAAGACCGGCCAAUCAACAUGCUCUACACUACAGCAAGGCACUCGAUUCUGCGUGAGAGUGUUGCAGGAUGGAACGAGUCAUGUCCUAAUAGCGCUGGAUGGAGCGAGACAGAAGAUAAUUCAGGCUCAAGUCGAUCGAAGACGAAGACAAUUGAAAUCCAAGAUCAGAUUAAUUGGUCCGGUCAAUCCAUACACUACCUAUGGUCGGGUUGAUCCCUGGAUAUGA